CGCCCCCCAUUCCGGCUGCCUGAGAAGAUGUUUCCCUUCAAGGUGCGCAAAUGGACGGGGCUGGCUUGCCUCCGGGCCGCGGUGGGCUCUUCACCCAACGUUCGCCAGAAGAAACUAAUCCACAAGCUGCAGGAGGAAAAGGCUUUCCGGGAAGAGAUGAAAAUUUUUCGCGAGAAAAUAGAAGACUUCAGGGAGGAGAUGUGGAACUUCCGAGGCAAGAUCCGUGCUUUCCGGGGUCAGAUCGUGGGCUUUUGGGAGGAGGAGAGACCUUUCUGGGAAGAGGAGAAAACCUUCUGGAAAGAGGAAAAAACCUUCUGGGAAAUGGAAAAGUCCUUCCGAGAAGAAGAGAAGACCUUUUGGAUGAAGUACCGUACCUUUUGGAAGGAGGACAAGGCCUUUUGGAAAAAGGACACCGCCUUAUGGGAAAGAGACCGGAACCUUCUUCAGGAGGACAAGGCCUUGUGGGAGGAAGAGAAAGCCCUGUGGGUCGAGGAAAGGGCUCUUCUGGAGGAGGAGAAGGCCCUGUGGGAGGACAAGAAGUCCCUCUGGGAGGAAGAGAACGCCCUCUGGGAGGAGGAGAAGGCAUUCUGGGUGGAAGGCGGUGGCCCUUUUGCUGAGGGGCAGGUCCCUGACGACAGGCCCGAUGUCGUCGACGGGGGGCCGCCGUCACCAGCCUUCCCCCGGGGCAGAGCAUGA
Messenger RNA from Nyctereutes procyonoides (raccoon dog), 696 nucleotides. RefSeq names its product coiled-coil domain containing 70 (gene CCDC70). NCBI's taxonomy places the organism in Eukaryota, Metazoa, Chordata, Mammalia, Carnivora, Canidae. Bases 28 to 696 code for a protein of 222 amino acids. The transcript has a single exon. The record is from RefSeq and is a predicted model, not a curated record.